AUGGCCCAUGAUUAUUCGGAAGAGAUGGUUCUUAUCAACAGGAUCGACAAGUCCUGGGCACCAGUUGUGUCAUUCUGGCAACAAUAUCGAGCGUCCCAUGGAAAGACCUCGAGUUCUGGCCAACUGGACUCAACAAUCGAGUCAAUGCGGGACAAAGUCUGUGAGGCUUACGAUGGUUUUGCAGAUGCCCUUGGGAAGAAUUUCGUCAGAGGAGACCAUUUAUUCGAAUCAGACAUGGACGACAUCGAGAAAGGAGUGCUUAGCCAGUUAUCAGCUUCACUUAGGGCUCUUUCCAGCACUACAAAUCGCCAACCUGAAUCCUCACACGAUCACGAGGCUGAGUCAACAAAGCUGGCCUUGAGAGCGAUUGCUGGGACUAUACGCACACUAGAACGUCUGGCCUCCCGCUUGGGAUACAACGUCCAAUCGAGCAAAAGCAUGGGAGAUUUAUGUGACGAUUCGCCUGAUAUUGACUGGUGCAAGGGUGCCUUGCUGGUCCAACAGACAUCAGCGUCUCACCAAUUCAUUCUAGCUCAACCUGACAGUCAACUUGCCAAAGUCUGCAAAUUCUGUUACCUGGAAGUCAGCGACUACCGAUCCAAAGCAGUCCGUCACACAGAUCAAGACUGGUCUGCUCUUGCAAGCUGUCAUGUCUUGGCCUGCUCGUCAUUCAAAGACCGCCGAGCAGCCUAUCGCUGUUUCGGGUGCUAUAUCUCUGGGGUCAGCAAGAUCCACACCUCAGCGGCGGCUAUGCUCGAUCACCUCGCGGCCUGUGAGGAGUUCAAUGAGAAACGCACAAGAUCUCAGUCGCCACCAAGGACGACGACAGCAGGUCACAAAGUACUCCCUUCAAGUCAUGUCCAGUCCUAUUCCGAUAGUUCGGCUUCAUCUACACCAUCAACCCCUUCAUCCAGCAGUACUCAUUCUACCAUUCCGCCAUCCAUCAAGCUUCGGACUCAAGCUUCCCAACUCGCAAACCAAACUCCCAUUUCAACGCGCGGGCCUCCUCCCGUGCCUUCCAUGGAAGCAGGCCCUGCUUACCCACCGCGUCCCGAAACGCAGAAUUCUGUGCAAAGAGUUCCUGGCACCUUUCCGAUGGCAGAACCUAUCGAAAAUCCCAGGCAACCAUACCCAGAAGCACCUAAUUUUAACGCCCAUCAACAAUCAUCCAAUCUCUUUCGUCCACCAACCUUGACUCCUCGAAAGCCCAUCCCAAUUCCUUCCGCCCAACCUUCGUUGUCGCCACAAUCUCCAUCCCGCACGCCUCACACAACCUGGAGCCCUCACCCCGCCGAACCCGCAGCCCCACUAGUCUCCAGCCUCCCCCCACAGGUGAGACAAUUGAUGGAGCUGGGUGCGACGAAGCUUGAGGCAGAGAAUGGAUUAAAGGAGAUGAAUUGGGAUGUGCCACAGGCAGUGGACAUGAUUUGGCGGAAUCGGCAAGAUGGCUGA
This is a messenger RNA of Exophiala bonariae, 1452 nucleotides long. RefSeq lists its product as uncharacterized. Bases 1 to 1452 code for a protein of 483 amino acids. Gene Ontology annotation, molecular function: protein binding. Lineage: Eukaryota; Fungi; Ascomycota; Eurotiomycetes; Chaetothyriales; Herpotrichiellaceae. The record is from RefSeq and is a predicted model, not a curated record. The transcript is spliced from 2 exons.